AACAAGCGCUUGUGAAUGUCGAACAUUUUGGAACAACAUCAUUCGCAAAUUUGCAGCGGAGAUAAGAUAUGGGCGCGAGCACUCAAGAAAUGUUCGCGAAACCAUAAAAUGCACACUUGCGCCGUUGGCCGGAACAUUAAAGUUGCAGCUAUGCUAAACAGAGCCAUAUUCGGACUAUUACUACUAGUGGCGCUGAGUACAGCGCUAGUGUUUGCUGAAGCGCAGGCAGCUGAGGAGACUGUCGACUUUUUAUCAUUAAAAAAGGCGCAAUACUGUACCACCGACAAAUGUCAGCUACCCGAUUGCCGUUGCUCAGGUUUGCGCUUGCCUAGCGCCGAGUUCCGGGGACAUGAAAAGGAAAUACCACAGCUCAUUACGGUUACCUUCGAUGAUGCAGUGAAUGUGAUCAACUACGAACAGUAUCAGCAACUCUUCGACGGACUCGUCAAUCCGGAUAACUGCAGCGCACAAGGCACUUUCUUUGUCUCACACGAGUACACCGAUUAUACGCUGGUGAAUGCGCUCUAUCAGCAGGGUCACGAGAUUGCUUUGCAUUCGGUUACACACGGCUCGGGCACGGGCACGGAUUAUUGGCGUGAGGCGGAUGUGGAGCGCUUGAUGGCUGAAUUUGGCCAGCAGAUGGAAAUGUUGGAGAAAUUUGCAAAAGUUAAUCGCACAGAUAUCAAAGGCAUGCGUUUACCCUUCCUGCAGAUGGCGGGCAAUAACAGCUUCGAGGCUGCCAAGCGUUUGGGUUUGCUGUACGAUAGUUCAUGGCCGACGCAACGCUAUCGCAAUCCGGCUAUGUGGCCCUAUACGCUUGACUAUCGUUCGGUGCAAGAUUGUCAGAUUGGCUCAUGCCCGAAUGCGGCUAUUCCUGGACUUUGGGUUAAUCCAAUGGUUUCGUGGGUUGAUACAGCCGGCUAUAGUUGUGCGAUGCUUGAUGGCUGUAUAUACCAGCCAAAGGAUCAGGUGGAUACGCUGUUCAAUUGGAUGUUGGAGAAUUUCGAUAGGCACUACGAAGGCAAUCGUGCACCGUUUGGCAUGUAUUUGCAUGCAGCCUGGUUCCAGCGUGGGCAACACCAUUUUGAAGCGUUGAGGAAAUUUCUACGCCAUGUGAACACACUGCCCGAUGUCUAUUUGACCACCGGCUCACGCGUCAUAGAAUACAUGCAGCACCCCAGUCUGGGCAAACCAUUCAACGGCUGUCCAAAGAAACCGCAAACAACAUGCGUAAAGCACAAUUGUGGACUCAGAAAGGUGGAGAGCGGCGAGAUACGUUACAUGAAAGUGUGCGAUAGCUGUCCCGAAGUAUACCCUUGGCUAGGCAAUCCGCUUGGGCUGUCGGAAUAUUAAAACGAUGAGGAGAGGUGAAAUUCUAUAAUCAAAAGUACUUGACAACUAAACUUUGGAAAGGGAGAAGCAAUUUUAAUUGGAAAGGCAAAUGUACGUUGAAAGAUGAAAAUAGUAAAUGAAAGUAUUGAAGAAACGAAGCUGGCUGUUCAAUAAAACCGAUUUAAAACGCACUUGAAAUAAAUUAAAAUUCUUGAGGUGGACAAGAUGCAGCAGUUCAGAUGGCAAGUACAGGAAAGCAAGUCUUGGGUGCAGCCUGUUUUGUGUGAGAGGAAAAAUUGCGGCACGUGACACUGUGGGGGAAGAAGUUCUGGUUAGUUCAAGUAACUGCCAGACACUUAAGGUAACUUUUUCAAUAUUCCUG
This is a messenger RNA of Anastrepha ludens (Mexican fruit fly), 1714 nucleotides long. RefSeq names its product chitin deacetylase 7 (gene Cda9). The transcript is spliced from 3 exons. The record is from RefSeq and is a predicted model, not a curated record. Gene Ontology annotation, biological process: carbohydrate metabolic process. Gene Ontology annotation, molecular function: hydrolase activity, acting on carbon-nitrogen (but not peptide) bonds. The coding region runs from base 16 to 1353 and encodes 445 amino acids. Lineage: Eukaryota; Metazoa; Arthropoda; Insecta; Diptera; Tephritidae.